Molecule: messenger RNA, 1137 nt
Organism: Colletotrichum higginsianum IMI 349063
Lineage: Eukaryota; Fungi; Ascomycota; Sordariomycetes; Glomerellales; Glomerellaceae
Product: Cell differentiation family protein
Exons: 4
Coding region: 1-1137 (378 amino acids)
Biological process (GO): mRNA catabolic process; negative regulation of translation
Cellular component (GO): P-body; CCR4-NOT complex; CCR4-NOT core complex
Source: RefSeq, a predicted model, not a curated record
AUGAUGCCGGCACAGCACGUUUACGGACACCACCAAUUUAAUCCACAAGCCGACUCGGCAUGGAUGCAUCAGCAGUCAAACCAGCACCACCAUGCGCAGCAAGCUGCUGCUGCCGCUGCUUCUGCCGUCCAGCAGCAGCAGCAGCAACAGCAGCAGCAACAGCAACAGCAACAACAACAGCAGCAACAGCAGCAGCAGCAGCACUACAACCGACUCGCUGGAGGUCACUCUACCGUUCCGUCCCUUGGCAACACGCAUGCUGCAGAUGGGGGUCACGAUAACAUUUCCGAGGACAACCGAAGGACUAUGGCCUACAUUGCUGACCUCUUGAACGAGAGCACUCGCGAGGCUGCCCUAUUGGAACUCAGCAAGAAGAGAGAACAGGUUCCUGAGCUGGCUCUCAUCUUGUGGCAUUCCUUUGGAGUCAUGACAUCGUUGCUGCAGGAAAUCAUUUCGGUCUACACCCUGCUGAAUCCUUCUCAACUUACGGCCGCAGCAUCCAACCGGGUUUGCAAUGCGCUAGCCCUUCUUCAGUGCGUUGCAUCUCACAACGACACGCGCACGCUGUUUCUGAAUGCCCAUAUCCCCCUCUUCCUCUAUCCCUUUCUCAAUACGACAUCGAAAUCCAGGCCGUUUGAAUACUUGCGAUUGACGUCACUGGGCGUCAUAGGCGCUCUUGUCAAGAAUGACUCGUCCGAGGUUAUCAACUUCCUGCUGACCACAGAAAUAAUCCCUCUAUGCCUUCGUAUUAUGGAGACGGGCUCCGAGUUGAGUAAGACUGUGGCCAUUUUCAUUGUGCAGAAGAUUCUCCUUGACGACAAUGGCCUGAAUUACAUUUGCGCCACUUAUGAACGCUUCUACGCCGUGGGAACUGUCCUCAGCAACAUGGUCGCUCAGCUUGUUGAACAGCAAACUGCGCGUUUGCUUAAGCAUGUCGUCAGGUGUUUUCUACGGUUGAGCGAUAAUGCUCGAGCACGCGAAGCUCUCCGUCAAUGCCUCCCUGAGCCUCUUCGAGAUGCAACCUUCUCUUCCGUUCUUCGAGACGACGCGGCAACGAAGAGAUGUCUAGCGCAACUCCUCAUAAAUCUUUCAGACAACGUCGUCGAACCGGCCCAAGGGCAACACCCUGGCCUUUGA